GAGCUAUAUCGCCAUCAGUCGCGGCAGAGUCACGCGCCCGCUCGCACACACACUAACGCAACUGGCAUACACACUUGCCACCACCACCCGCCCGCAAACUUUUGUCCGUCUCCCGUUUCUUCUCUACUCCUCCUCCGCCGCCGUCGUCGCGCCGUUUAUUUGAUUUUUAUUGUUAUUACGUCAUCUAUUAGAUAUCCUGACCAGAAAUUAAAAGUGGGCUGUGUCGAUAUAUUUUGAUUCAAUCAACUCGUCGCAUUUUGAUGACUUCAAAACGGUUCAGUGUCUAGUCUUUAGUGUGUGUGUGAUCUGGGAGGACCAAUUUCAAGACUUUGUGUUUGAUUUUCAAAUUGUCCCGCGCUUCGGACGAAAGAAAAAUUAUAAAAAGUUUGGUUGUUCUUUCUGAGUGAGUGAGUGUGUGUGUGUGUGUGUACAUUAAGUGUGUGAGUGAGUGUGUAAAGGCCUUUUUGAUUCAGAAAGAAGAUCGGGAUUGGCGAGAGAGCCCACCGAGUGACAUCAUCAUCCAAUUACACAACACACACCAUCACCAGCCGAAAACCCAUUGGAAAUCCCUCCCACCUCUUUUGUGUGUGUGUGUGUGUGUGUGCUGGAACCGGCCCCUACCGAAAGAAUAAUACAACAAAAAAAAAAAGAUUUUUUGAAUUGGAGGACACCUGCAUACCUUUUGGGCUGGAAACAACAACAAUUGUUUUGUGUUUAUUUUCCUCUCCGGGCUGAUUGUAUGUCCGUCUCUCCAUGGCCGGUGAUCCGUUGCCGUUGAUGAGCAAUGACGACGUGGUGCCGGCCGGACCGAGCAUCUUUUGCUUUGAAUCGUCGAGGAUCUUCAUCAACGGGAACGGCAGCAGCAGCAGCAGCAGCUCCAGUGGCUCCCAUCUCGCCCAGCGGUGGUUCUAGCAACAACAAGGCCGGCACUAAUAAGCGGAGCCAUCACCAUCGACAGCAGCAGCAUCAGCAUCAGCAUCACGUGCGUUACGGAAGCGAGUUGCCAUUCACAUUGGCGGAUCAGACGGCGCCUCUGUCGUCCCGCCACUCGAUCGCCGAUAUUCUCGGCUGGAAAAAUCCCUCAAGUGCUGCCACCGCCGUCGACGGCAACAUCUGCAAAAUCGAACAAGGUGAACACAACAACAACAACAACAACAACAAUCAGUUCCAGCAACUCGUGUUAGGUCGUCGUUACGACGAUACCGAAGGCGAAGAAGAAGAAGAGGAACCGGAAGAAGAAGAAGAGGAGGAAGCGGAAGUCAUGGCUUCCGACUGCGUCGACGUGGCCGACUUGACGGUGAACAUUAGUGACGAGCCGCUGGACUUGAGCCUGGACAAGAGCAAGUGCCGCCAACGUGAGCGGGAGCGCGAGGUCAGCGGGGCCACGCCCAUCAAGCGGGCCAAGGGGAUGAUGGCCGUCGACGCCAUGGGGGAGCCGGCCAGUGACGGAGGCACGGACGAGGGCGACCUGGACGGCGUCGGACAGUGGGGAAAUGUCCAGCCGCACCUGCAGAUGGCCGCCAAUUUCUCGACGGUGCUCCAGUACUAUUUGACGGCUGCCCGUCUGUGGCAGACCAGUGAAGUGAUCCGGUGUCAGGAAUCUCAGGCCAGGGCCGGCGGCGAGACGGACAGUGAGGCCAACGACGACGGACACGGGUCGGACACCAACACGGCGGCGGCGGCUGUCGUGGCGGCGGCCGUGGCAGCCGCUGCCGGCAACGAGUCGGCCGGAGUCAUGUUGCCCGUCCAGCAAGUGCAACAGCCAUCGAACAACAACAACAACAACAACAGCAGCGGCAGCAGCAACAAACGCCGGAAGAAUAAAGACGGGCAGCAUCAAAAUCACAUGGUCAUGGUCUCGGAUCUGGUCAAUUCCGGAGCGGCCGAUUCCGGCGGCAACGGCCAAUCUCGUCCGCGCAAAACGCGGACAACCUUUACGGGUAAACAACUUUUCGAGCUGGAACGGAUCUUCGAACAGAAGAAAUAUUUAUCGUCCAACGAACGCCAGGAAGUGGCCCGUCUGCUCAACGUCACCGGCUCACAGAUCAAAAUUUGGUUUCAAAAUCGCCGAACCAAAUGGAAGAAACAGGAUCCGAAUACGGCGGCCGAGCUUGCCCAGCUCAAAUCGGCCAGUCGCAGUUCUCAAGGAGGGGGGUCGUCGUCGUCGGCCGCCGUGCCCAAGGGCAAAAACGGAGAAGAUCUCCACCAGUCUGGAUCGACAAACGCCAACGACGACGUCGCCAGCGCCGGCGAUAACGAGGAGAUCAAUAGCGACGACGCCUCAUCUCCACCAGCGCCGCGAUCGCCUUCUCCCGUUUGAAUGGAAAAAAAAACAAACGAAAAA
This is a messenger RNA of Daphnia pulicaria, 2344 nucleotides long. Its product is annotated as homeobox protein slou-like. Gene Ontology annotation, cellular component: nucleus. Lineage: Eukaryota; Metazoa; Arthropoda; Branchiopoda; Diplostraca; Daphniidae. The transcript is spliced from 3 exons. Gene Ontology annotation, molecular function: RNA polymerase II cis-regulatory region sequence-specific DNA binding; DNA-binding transcription factor activity, RNA polymerase II-specific. The record is from RefSeq and is a predicted model, not a curated record. Gene Ontology annotation, biological process: regulation of transcription by RNA polymerase II; cell differentiation. Bases 785 to 2320 code for a protein of 511 amino acids.